GCUGCAUGUUUGCACUCCUCUGUUCCCAGUGGACAUCACAGGCACAGGCACACACCCUGUAAUGACCCUCAGUUGAAGGUGACUUUCUUUUACUUGCAGUGUGUUUAAUGCCCGCUGUUACAAAUACGUUCUUCAUUUGGUCAAUUCUAUCCAGUGUAUGUCCACUUCUACAACAUUACACUGAUAUUUUUUGUGAUAAUCCUAAAUCUCAUCUCUCUACUGGAUCAUAAAACUGGUUCAGUGUUGUUUAACGAUUUGGCCACCUGGCUCUCUGCCCACUCCUACAUCCUGCUUUUCACUCAAGGAGGCUUUCAGGGGAGGUGCUUUGGGUGGAUCCCUCAUGUUUAAUGUUUUAUCCCGUUCCCUAUAUCCCAUGGCCGUUUGUUCCUGCCGCGGACUUGAGAAGGGAAGAACAGUAUUGUCACGCCUGGAUGGUUUUACGCACACCGUCCGUCAAGUGAACUACAGCCGCCGGGGUUUAAAGAAGUUUGCAUGAUAUUGUGGAGAGACCAUCCGCCCGCGUGGACUGUCCUGUGCUGAACAUCAAGCAUUGCCGCAGCAACACAAGCACCUUGCUGAAAUGGGCGUGUACGGAGAAAGCGGGGAGCACUUGGAAACCAGACUCAAGUGAGAGAGUUUCUCCUGGUAGCAUCACUCAGGGACACUUCCCCCUUCCAAACCGCAGUUAUAGAGGUCUACCUCGUGAUGCGUAAAUGGAUUCAUUUUGUCUCUGUCCAUUGUGUUUCUGCAGGGCAGUGAGGAAAGUUGAUGGAGUUAAACUCAUUAUGUGAGCUCCAAAAAAACAAACUGGACGUGAAGCACCCAGAGUAACUAAAAAGUUGUCUAAAUUACUUCGAGGUUUAUAAUCUUUUUUUUUUUGAUUUCUAAAAAGAAAGUGUUGUGAAGCCCAACUCCCAUCACCUUCCCCGGGGUCAUUCCAUUUGAAUGGUCCUAAAGUGUUAAUUUCUUUAAAGAAAUAUUUUAGGAGGAUGGACCCUGCCUGCGGGAAAGUGGGGACGGCGUCUUUGGUCGCCGGCGGCGGAACCGGCGUGAGUGCGAAGGCACCCAAACAUCUGUGGAGGCAGCAGAACCAGCCAGCGCUCUCUCCGCUCCACCACGCGCUGGUAGUGCGCAAGAACGAGCGAGUGAGACAAAGAGGCUUUUCGGACACCGAGAGAUACCUCAACCCGAUGAACAUGGACCGGACUUACGCUGUGGACACGGGGCACCGACCCGGGCUGAAGAAAUCCAGGAUGUCGUGGCCGUCGUCGUUUCAAGGUCUUCGACGUUUUGAUGUGGACAAUGGCACGUCAUCAGGUCGCAGCCCCCUGGACCCAAUGGCCAGCCCGGGCUCAGGCCUCAUCCUGCAGGCCAAUUUUGUCCACAGCCAACGGAGAGAGUCGUUCCUGUACCGCUCCGACAGUGACUACGACCUCUCACCCAAGUCUAUGUCCCGAAACUCCUCUAUUGCCAGUGACAUUCAUGGUGACGAUAUGAUUGUAACACCAUUUGCACAGGUUCUUGCCAGCUUGAGAACUGUACGAAACAACUUUGGUGCAUUAACUAAUCUACAGCAAGACAGAGCAUCCAAUAAGAGAUCACCCAUGUGUAACCCACCACCCAUCACCAAGACCACCUUUACAGAGGAGGCCUACCAGAAACUGGCCACUGAGACCCUGGAGGAGCUGGACUGGUGUCUGGACCAGCUGGAGACGCUGCAGACAAGACACUCGGUCAGCGAGAUGGCCUCCAACAAGUUCAAGAGGAUGUUAAACAGGGAGCUGACUCACCUAUCAGAGAUGAGCCGCUCUGGAAACCAGGUGUCUGAGUUCAUCUCCAGCACCUUUCUGGACAAACAACAUGAAGUGGAGAUGCCAUCCCCUCAGACGCAGAAGGAGAAGGAGAAGAAGAACAAGCCCAUGUCUCAGAUCAGCGGGGUGAAAAAGCUGCAACACUCCUCCAGCCUCACAAACUCUAAUAUCCCUCGCUUUGGAGUCAAGACCGAGACAGAGGAUGAACUCGCUAAGGAGCUGGAGCAUGUGAAUAAAUGGGGCCUUAACGUUUUUAAAAUCUCAGAGUUCUCUGGGAAUCGGCCACUGACAGUCAUGAUGUACACGAUAUUCCAGGAGAGAGACUUGUUAAAAACUUUUAAAAUUCCACUUGACACCUUUAUAACAUACCUGAUGACCUUAGAAGACCAUUACCAUGGCGAUGUGGCCUACCAUAACAACAUUCAUGCUGCUGACGUCACCCAGUCAACUCACGUGCUGCUAUCGACCCCCGCCCUCGAGGUGUGUGCACACACACACAAAGCUGUGUUCACAGACCUCGAGAUUCUAGCUGCCAUCUUUGCCAGUGCAAUUCACGACGUGGACCAUCCUGGAGUCUCCAACCAGUUCCUCAUCAACACCAAUUCAGAGCUAGCGUUGAUGUACAAUGACUCAUCGGUGUUGGAGAACCACCAUCUAGCAGUUGGUUUCAAGCUUCUACAAGAGGAGAACUGUGAUAUCUUCCAAAACUUGACCAAAAAACAAAGACAAUCACUGCGGAAGAUGGUCAUUGACAUUGUGCUAGCGACAGACAUGUCCAAGCACAUGAAUCUACUGGCUGAUCUGAAAACUAUGGUGGAAACCAAGAAGGUGACCAGCUCUGGUGUCUUGCUCCUGGACAACUACUCUGACAGGAUACAGGUUCUCCAGAACAUGGUGCACUGUGCAGACCUGAGCAACCCCACUAAGCCUCUCCAGCUUUACCGGCAGUGGACGGACCGCAUCAUGGAGGAGUUCUUCAGCCAGGGUGACCGAGAGAGGGAGAGGGGCAUGGAGAUCAGCCCCAUGUGUGACAAACACAACGCCUCUGUAGAAAAGACUCAGGUUGGUUUCAUAGACUAUAUCGUUCACCCUUUGUGGGAGACAUGGGCUGACCUGGUCCACCCGGACGCCCAGGACAUCCUGGACACGUUGGAAGACAAUAGGGAGUGGUACCAAAGCACCAUCCCCCAAAGCCCCUCUCCUGCCUUGGACGAGUCUGAAGACGGCACUCGACCCCCAGGAGGGGACAAGUUCCAAUUUGAGCUCACCCUGGAGGAGGACGGGGAGUCGGACACUGAAAAAGACAGCGGCAGCCAGCCGGAGGAGGAGGACGAGGAGGAGGAAGAGGAAGAUGAGGAAAACAGCUGUACUGACUCUAAAACACUCUGUACGCAGGACUCUGAAUCAACAGAGAUUCCUUUGGACGAACAGGUGGGGGAGGAUGAAGAGGAGGAGGUAGCGGAAGAGGGUGAGACACCCUGCUCACAACCAUGUGUCGCGGAGGAAGAGGUAGCAGAGAAGGAGGAGAAGAAAGAGAAAACCCCACACACAUAGCAGUUUAUGGACAGCAACUGUUCUUCUUAGUAAUGACAGAUGAUUAUUUAUAGAAUAUUUUUUGGGUUUUGUGAAGUCUGUCUGUGUUUUUUAUACAUCUAUGUUUAUGGUUCCAAAGCGUGCGCUGCUCUCCACCUUGGCCAGUCCUCCUAUCAGCUUUGUUCAGACACGCCCACCGGUACUUCUUCAAGUUUUUUUGCACUCAGGAAAACUCCUUUCCAUUCCUGUUUUUUACUGAAGUGGUGUGUGUUUAUUUCACUAUUACAUCUCCCCUUUACAAGCCUAAGUUCAGGACAUGGACGAGCAGUUCACAAUCUGCUCAGUGCUGUUCACAUGAUACAUAAUAUCACAUUUUCCUUCCCUCCACUUCGUCUCAGCCUUGCCUGAAAGUUUAGCAGUGUUUCUGUGUUUUAUCAAGUGCCCAUACUCUACAGAGACGGUUAUCGGUGUGUUCAAGGAGAAUCUCCCUCUCGGUUAGGUCAUUUCCUCCCCACUGCGAAUUAGGAGGCAUUUUAUGCUGCCGUUCCGCUGAAAACCUGAUGGGAUGCCGCAGAGAUGAAAGCUGCAGCACACUGGGGAGCUUUUUGAGACACAUUUCUGAUGUGGAAGUCUUCCUUGAAAACCUGACUGAUACAAAGCUCAAAUCUAAACAGCCAUGAUGCUGUCCUAGACCUCUUUAAUUUUUGUAUUGUACUGUAUGUAAGACUCUAUUUUCUAGAAUUUACUUUUACAAUCCUAGGCUUUCUUUUGUUAGUAAAGAUGAUUAGAGAACUUUUGGAAACCAAUGGGGAGAAAUGUGUCACAGAUAUUCAGUGUUUUGAAGGGGUAUCUUCAGAGCUGGAUUGCAUUAGGAGUGUUCUGAAGUGUUUGCACUUGCUCCAAUAGCAUUUAUACUACUAUUUCCAAGCCACUAUACUUAUAUUUGGUUAGUCCUGUGAGUUGAAAUUUGGAAUUUAUUCAUAAUAGCCAUUUUUUUGGAGAUAGUUUUCAAUGAGAAAGGAAGCAGGAAUCUGACUCUCAUUGAAAUUGUUUGUGGUGUGGAUGAAGCCUUUGAAUUUUAUUAUUGUUGCCUGCAGUUCUUUUGAACACAUCCUAAGACAAUGCAAUGCUUUGUAGUUGAUACAAAAAGCACCUUUUUUAGAAGCUUGAUUAGUGCUCCGAGUAUACAGGAAUAGUAAUGGUGUUAAAAAACUACUGGGGUGAUUUUAUACCAAUGUUAUGAAAGCUUUUAUUGUCCAUUCUUUUAUUUUUCUUGCCCAUUUUGUUUGACGUACACAUCACCAACAUUUUCUGUUAAGCUAUAUGAAUUUUUCAUCAAAAUAAUGCUUAAUUUUGCCGUCACAUCAAACCCAGUUGCUGUCUUUGUUUUCGACAAGACAAUCAGCUCAGCUCAUCUUGCGUAGUCAUCAGAUAAUACUAUCUUCUACAUAGAUACUCUAAUGCACUGAUAUAUUCAUAUAUCACCACUUUUUAAUAUGUUUGAACUCGCCAAAACACUCACUCAUGAAUACUUAGACUUGAACAGUGCUGUCUUACACCUCAGCCAAGAGUCUCUUCCUCAUUUUUCACUUUACACCUGAUGCUAUUAUUUAUUGGUAUAUUUUUCUAUUUGUUGAAUUGUUUUUGCAAUAUAAAGGUGGUACAGUAAAUAUUUCACUGUAGCAUAGACCACAGUACAGGCUUGCCAGUUACAAUACCCAAAUAUAGGUUUUUUUCUUUCUGUGUACAUAAAAUAUAGAAAAUCAACAAAUGUAAAAAAAACAAACAAAAAAAUCACACACUUGAAAUACUGCACACUGCUUUUUAAUUGUGUGUCAUUUCAAAACUAUUUAUUUAAUCUUUCAUUUUGUGCCAAGAUUUUUUUUCCUCUCUAUUUCUUUCUCUUCUUUUUUUCCUCACCCAAUGCCCUUACCUGUAAUAAAAUGUUCUGGUUUUAUCGCUGUUUACAAACAUAUAUUUAUUGUGCUGUAUAUAAUAUAUAAUUAUUAAUGUUAUUACUAUCAUAAUGCCGUUUGUCGUAAAUGGUUGAUUCUUAUCAUCCCUUUUGGUGAUGGUGUGGCUGUAUUACGUACCUCUUGUUGAGAGAAUGUUUAUUACACAUGAGCUUCAGUGUAAAAAUGAUCCAUCGACAUGUUGCUUAUCUGAGAACUAGCUCAGUGAAGAGAGGGGGAAAGCCAAAUUGUUUUUUAAAAAGAAACUGUUCCUUGGCCCAUGGGCUGUGCCUUAAAUUCAACGCAUGUCAUUUACGUUAGCCUUUUUUUUUUCCUAUUUUAUUUUCUAGUUCUCUUUUGCUGCAUUAGUGAAUCUUUUGGCUUGGGUUGGCCUGAUCUCCAGUUGUGAAUUUGAAAAUGUUGCCUUUUUACUAUCACAGCCAAACACAAAUUGCUCGAUCGAAAACGUGGUCCUGGGUAAUAUGUUGUCAGUGCAGAAGCUUGCAGAGAUUCAGGUCAACCACAAGUCAUAGAUUUACUACUUGAGUGAUGUGUGGCCUAUAGCCGGAUGUCCAAGAGUCGAAUUUGCUGUAGACCUGGUCUGAACAACUCGCACCUUCCUUACACCCUGCCGCUACACUCAAAAAUGUGACACCCUGUCGGAUGUAAACGAUACAGGAGUAACUUUGCUGUGUCUGUGCAGAGUUGCAGUGGCGUCUACAUCCACGUGGUUGUAUCACAGCUACAAACACUGAAUGGGGUGCAACAGCAGUGUGUAGUUGCUGCUCGUCCACGGCCUACGAAGCAUAUAGGCUUUGAGACACAUCUGCAUGUUCAGCCACUGCUGCAUUAAUUAUGGCUUGAACACUGACAGUGUGUUGCUUAUCUAUGCUCGGCCCACACUCCACUCACAUUACUUGCAAUAUCCAAAACCACUGACAUUUUUCUGCCUGGACAGAAGAAGGGUUUAGUAUAUUUCUGUAGUGAAUGGGGGGUGGGGGGAUAGGGGUUUGGGUGAGUGCAUCAUUGUCCCGAAACAGGGACUCUUAUUUUGACACACAUACUGUAGAUUAUAAACAGCCCUGGACCAAUGGAAACAGUGGGUUCUUUUCUCAUUAUGUGUUCUAUUUUUAUGGUAUGAAAGAAAAACACAAACUGUAACUUAAAAAAAGGUCUUCAGGACAAUUAUUUUUUGGGUUAUGUCUUUAGAAUGCCAACUUGUCUGGAAGUUUCACAAGACAAUUAAAAUGUUAUUUUAAUGGAUUCCUUGUUAAUUGCAGUCUAUUGGAUAGCACUGUAGAUCAUACAACUUUAUGUAAAAAAACAAAUAAAAAGAAUGAAAAAAAAGUUUUUAUAUGCAAUGAAUUAAAUAAAAGCAUGGGUUGAUUCUGCCUA
Molecule: messenger RNA, 6691 nt
Organism: Siniperca chuatsi (mandarin fish)
Lineage: Eukaryota; Metazoa; Chordata; Actinopteri; Centrarchiformes; Sinipercidae
Gene: pde4d
Product: phosphodiesterase 4D, cAMP-specific
Exons: 15
Coding region: 990-3365 (791 amino acids)
Biological process (GO): signal transduction
Cellular component (GO): cytosol; nucleus; perinuclear region of cytoplasm
Molecular function (GO): 3',5'-cyclic-AMP phosphodiesterase activity
Source: RefSeq, a predicted model, not a curated record